Molecule: messenger RNA, 766 nt
Organism: Harmonia axyridis
Lineage: Eukaryota; Metazoa; Arthropoda; Insecta; Coleoptera; Coccinellidae
Product: transmembrane protein 272-like
Exons: 4
Coding region: 109-666 (185 amino acids)
Source: RefSeq, a predicted model, not a curated record
GUCAAAUAAUCGUAGAUUAUCGAGCACAACGUGACUUUAAACUGUCUGUGUUUCGGCUCAUGUUUACAUCGAAUUAGCGGUGUUGAAUUGAAAGUAAAAAAAAAAGUGAUGGCAGACUUGGAACAUACAGAGGAUUGUCCUAUGGGGAGGAGAAAAAAGCAAAUAGCGUCCAGAUUCAGAAAGUUCCUGAAGCUUUCCUUGAUCGUCCCCAUAUUAAUGCACAUUGCCAUGAUUGUAAUUGGCGCUAUGACAAUGGACAAAUGUCCAGUUGAGAAGAAUAUUCCUGUCUAUCUUCUGUCAGCAGGUAUUCUUGGGAUAGCCACGAAAAUUCUUGGUAUUGGUAGAGACUUCAUCAUUAAAUACUGCAGUUUCGAUACCAUAAUGAGUAUUGUAUACACACUGGAGUUUGUGUACUUCCUUUUGGGUUCAUACUGGGUGUACAAGGAAUACAAACCGAGUUUCGAUCCCUCGGCAGGGAAAGCCUACUGUGACUCUACUGCUUUUAUGUUCGCCUUCAUAUACAUAACCUUAAUCUAUGUUGUAAUGGCCUUCUUCCUGGCUAUGGUUUGUUGCUGUAUAGCAGGCGUCAUAGCUAUUGACACACUGGUGCCAAAGCCAGAAACCGAGACUCUAGGCAAUGCUGAUGAGCCAGUUCAAAAUGUCUGAAAACAGUUUUGUGUAUUGUUAUAUUAUAAUUUUUUUUUGUUUUUGUAGUCGACUGAAAUUUGUAACAAUUUAACAACACAUUAUACAUAUUUUAAGUAUC